GACGUUUGUGUGGCAUUUUGAAAAGCCUUGUCUCUUCUAUCGGGUCGCUUUUGUUAUCGCGCGCCUAUGUUGCUGUGACUUCCUACUUCGUGAAUACAUGUAACGAGAAUCCCUCGUCGACGAGCAUCCUGGAGAUAUGGAAGAAACAUGUCUGGACGAGGGACCUGCGGUAAAUUUCGAAAGGGCUACCCUAGAAAUCGCCAAUACCGACCCUAUCAGACCAUCGACCGAGAAUGCGGAAGACGCGAGAAAGCGGAAUUCGGCCUCUAAAAAUAUAGUCAAUGUGCCAUUCAGGCACAUAGAGGUUCAUACAUUUUUCACUGACAGGAACGAGGUCGUGGAGAGAGCGAUAAGCGACUGCACCGAGAAACUGAUAAAGCAAAACAAUGACGAAUUCGUAGGAAGUUGGCUUCUGACAGAGAUAAGUCUGUGGGACACGGAAAAGGAAAGGCUCGUACUAUUAACGACGAAAGCCCUGUACUCUGUAAAGUAUGACUUUAUUUCGCUAAAGAUACUCGACUUUAAUCGAGUGCCUAUAUUUCUACUUGACACAAUAGUUACAGGGGAUUUGAUUUAUCCAACUUCGUCUUUUGCACCACGAUUAAGCGGAUUAGCAGAAGGCGUGUCUUCUGUAAUUCACUGUGCUGUCCGUCAGGAAUGGUCAUCUAUUGCAGGUUGCUCUAAUCUUUCUCAAUUUGAGCCUAGAAAGCGACAUAUGUUGGGAAUAAGGCUUAUGUGGAACAGAGGACAGCCUUUGUCUUUUAUAAAAAAGUGGAAUCCAUUUACGAGAGAUAUACCUUGGCUUACGUAUGCUAGUCAUCCACUGUUUUGGUAUAAAGAUGGAACCGAGAUUGUUAAAACGAGAUUUGACAUAGAAGCCUUCGAUACUAUGCUCAAAAGUUUACUACCUCGUGAAUGCAACAUUGUUAAUAUGCCAAUCAUUAUAGAGAAUUAUUGCGGUCUUGGUGCCUUAGUGCACAAUAGAAACGGCUUGGGUUUCUUUAAAGUGCGUGGAAAAGUCAGUUUCUAAUUUCUAUGAUCUCAUAGAAUUACAAAUAUGUUGCAAGAUA
Molecule: messenger RNA, 1070 nt
Organism: Monomorium pharaonis (pharaoh ant)
Lineage: Eukaryota; Metazoa; Arthropoda; Insecta; Hymenoptera; Formicidae
Product: tumor protein p63-regulated gene 1-like protein
Exons: 6
Coding region: 137-1030 (297 amino acids)
Cellular component (GO): cytoplasm
Source: RefSeq, a predicted model, not a curated record